Neltuma alba is the source of this 1252-nucleotide messenger RNA. Its product is annotated as F-box protein GID2. The transcript has a single exon. Gene Ontology annotation, molecular function: protein binding. The record is from RefSeq and is a predicted model, not a curated record. NCBI's taxonomy places the organism in Eukaryota, Viridiplantae, Streptophyta, Magnoliopsida, Fabales, Fabaceae. Gene Ontology annotation, biological process: regulation of gibberellic acid mediated signaling pathway; gibberellic acid mediated signaling pathway. Bases 242 to 775 code for a protein of 177 amino acids. Gene Ontology annotation, cellular component: SCF ubiquitin ligase complex.
CCCCUCCCUCACACCCCCCAUUAUCACCCUCCUUCCUUCUUCCCCCCUCCUGCAACUUUUUUUGUUCAAUCCUUCACUUCUCCAUUACUUGUCUAAAUUACCUUAUAUAUCAUCUCCUCUCAUUACAGUUUGACCUGGUAAGCUGCCUGUAGACUUUUUUAUUAUUAUUUCUGUUGCAGGAUUGGGGGAGGAAUUUCUUUUUCUUUUCUUUCUUUUUUUUCAAGUUCAUUCAGGCUCAGAGAUGAAGCGUCCACAUGCCGGCGACGAUGAGAAGAUGAAAAAGCUGAAGCUGGUGAGUGUGGAUGAGCAGGGUGACGAUUGGGCUUCAGGGAACCCUAGUGGCCCCCUGUAUUUCGACGAUAAUCUGCUGUUCGAGGUGUUGAAGCACGUGGACGCGAGGACGCUGGCGAUGGCGGCCUGCGUGAGCAAGCAGUGGCACAAGACGGCGCAGGAUGAGCGGCUUUGGGAGCUGAUCUGCACCAAGCAGUGGGCUAACACCGGCUGUGGUGAGCAGCAGCUGCGAUCCGUCGUACUUGCCCUCGGCGGCUUCCGUCGUCUCCACGCGCUCUUCCUCUGGCGUCUCUCCAAGCCCCAAUCCUCUUCUGCAUCCGCGUCGGCCUCCUCCUCCUCGUCGUCGGCGUCUUGGCCUGCGUUCCAGCCGAUGAUGCGCUCCAAACCGUCCCCUCGCUUAGGGAAAGACGAGGUUCAUCUCUCCCUGUCGCUCCUCUCUAUUCGCUAUUACGAGAAAAUGAAUUUCAAUAACAGAAGCAGAUAAAUUUUUCGCACCUACUUCUGAUUCCUCUUAUUUCUAUCUUCACCCGCCUGUGAGAUUUCGGCUUUGGAGUUAUUCUUGUGCAGGUUUUGGAUUUCAGAUACUAGAUCUGUUGUUUUAUUGACGAAGAAUGAACUGUCUGUUGGGUAAAUUCGGAAGGAAUCGUUGAAUGAGAUGUAUUAUAAUAUUUGAUAAAUCCAAAGAUUGAAUUAUGAUUUCUGCGGAUUUAAUUGAUUGAUUUAUAUGGUUUGCCAUAAGAAAAUUAGCAAGGAAUGGGCUUCAUACUCCAGCAGCCAAGACCUUGCUCUGGAACCGAAUGCUCAGAAGGCUCGAAUGCGAUCGGUAUUCCAUAGCCGUGGCAUUAGGCAAAUUAUUAUUCCUUAUUCCUCUUUUGAUACACUGAGACACUCUGGUCAUGGGACUUGCCAGCAGGAAUUGUCUGUUUUGGACGAAUACCAUGUUUGUCUCUGUUUUCAUUUU